AUGUUGGCUUCAGCUGUGACUAAUUGUGGCUACGUAUUACUUCAACUUUUACUACUGGCGCCUAGUGCUCUACAGAGUAAUUCUAUAAGCUUGCAACCAGAAUUACCUCCUCCCCCAAAAUAUCUCAAUAAUCUUAUUGAAGAUGUGAUCAAGGAGAGACCUGCUGAAACUUUGUUGCUUUUGAAACGUCAACUGGAUGUGAAUUGCUCCAUGGAGGAACUCAAUGCCAUUGAAGUACCAAUAAUUCGCCUGGAUGAAUUUGUAAUGAUAAUGAGUAUAUAUAGUAUUAUCAUGACCUGUUUGUUUAAUGCUAACCUAAGUACACUAUUAACAAUGCCUUUGGAGAAAGAUUAUAUUUCAAAUUUGGAAGAGCUUCGGGAAAGCGGUUUACCAAUACUAUUUGAUAAUAUAUUUGAUAUAGCUGUAAAAAAUGAUAUAAGAAGAGGAUUCGUAAAUUUAUCUUUGGAUCAAACAUUUUUUAUAGAUAACGAUGAACGGUUGCAAAUGAUACAGGCUAGGAAUUUACAAAAUGUUUAUUUCAUGAAUAAUGAAGCUUGGAGUACUUUCGACAAAUUACUAACGAAUGACAAAAGCCAUGUAUUUUGUAGUCCUUCUGCUCUGCAUUUUUAUAAGGACAUGUCACUACACGGUGUGUUAGGGUACAAUUCCAUUUAUCUAAAUGCCUUAAACCAUUUUAUACUAAGGGUUCAAGAAAAUGGCAUGAAACAGCAUUGGGUCUCAGAAAGCUAUGAGAAAAUGUUGAAAUAUAUGAAUCAUUCUCAAAAGAUUUUUUAUCCGAAUCCCUUGACUUAUAGAGAUUUACAAUGGGUUUGGGAAUUAUUGGGAAUAUGUUAUGCCGUAUCUAUUUUAGUAUUCAUAGGAGAACUGUGCAUGAAAUAUUGGCAAAGAAGACAUAGAGAAAGGCAUGUUAUUAUUGUUUAAUGAAAGAAAGAGCCUUUUCAAUUAAAUAUUUUUUAAAUUUUGAAUGUAACACGUUUCACUCUGU
Drosophila sulfurigaster albostrigata is the source of this 1006-nucleotide messenger RNA. RefSeq lists its product as uncharacterized. The record is from RefSeq and is a predicted model, not a curated record. Lineage: Eukaryota; Metazoa; Arthropoda; Insecta; Diptera; Drosophilidae. The transcript is spliced from 2 exons. The coding region runs from base 1 to 942 and encodes 313 amino acids.